Messenger RNA from Trypanosoma theileri, 1740 nucleotides. RefSeq names its product dihydroxyacetone kinase 1-like. Gene Ontology annotation, cellular component: cytosol. The transcript has a single exon. The coding region runs from base 1 to 1740 and encodes 579 amino acids. The record is from RefSeq and is a predicted model, not a curated record. Gene Ontology annotation, molecular function: glycerone kinase activity. Gene Ontology annotation, biological process: glycerol catabolic process. NCBI's taxonomy places the organism in Eukaryota, Euglenozoa, Kinetoplastea, Trypanosomatida, Trypanosomatidae.
AUGACAAGCACAAAGUUUAUUGAUAGCGCAGAUACUGCUCUUGAUACGGCCAUUAAAGCGCUAUGUAUGUCAAAGCCACAGUUGCAGGUAAUUGAAAAUACACAUGUGGUAGUUAAUAGUCAACUUGACCCCAAAAAAGUCCUUAUUGUGUGUGGUGGGGGAGCAGGACAUGAACCAUCUCAUGUUGGAUACGUUGCAGAUGGAUGGCUAAGUGCUGCAGUCUCUGGAGGAGUCUUUGCAUCUCCUCCUUAUGCACACGUACGUGCUGCCAUUAAUUACCUGUACGAAAAACAAGGUCCUAAUGGUCCUGGUAUUCUCAUUGUUGUGAAAAACUACUUUGGUGAUAUAUUGAAUUUUGAGUUUGCAGUUCAAGAGGCCAGAGGACGUGGUAUCUCUGUAGCCAUGGUCCUCUCCGCCGAUGAUGCAUGCUUUGGCGUAGAUGAUAUUACUCGACGCCGUGGUAUUGCCGGUACUGUGUUGCUGAACAAAAUACUUUGCACUGCCGCCCAGAAGGGUGAAAGUUUGACGGCGCUGCAAGAACUUGCCGGUCGCAUCUCCGCCGGUAUACGCUCUAUUGGAGCCUCACUCUCUUCAUGUUCACUGCCGGGUGCGGCUCCCACUGCCACAAUACCUGUGGGAAGUGUGGAGGUGGGACUUGGUAUUCACGGCGAAAAGGGGCUUUAUCAGCAGCCGUUCAAAGGAGCAAAGGAGCUGGUUACUCACCUGCUUGAUAUUCUGCUUGGAUCUGGUGAUCAGAAGCAAAGCUGGAAGGGUGCAGAGGUGGCACUUGUGGUAAAUAACUUGGGAUCUACUACAGAUCUUGAAAUGGGAAUACUCUCAUACCAUGCUUUGCAGUACCUUUCAGAGGCUGGUGUAAACGUGGUUGGAAUAUCCGUUGGACGUUAUAUGACCGCACUGGAAAUGCAUGGAUUUUCGCUUACUAUUUUGCGUUUUUCGAACCAUGAUGAUAUUAAGUAUUUGUUUGGUGAAAGUCAGUCAAGUCUUAUGCCUUUUAACGUUCCAAAACUAACCGUUACCUACGUUCCUGGACCUUCUACUGCAUUACAGAUUGCCCAAAAAGAGGGAAAAUAUAAAUCCCAUCCUGCUGGACUUAUGAAUCAGGUGGCUGAAGCUAUUUUUCAGUCCCUGAAAGGAUCGGAAAAUUAUCUUAACGCUCUUGAUGCCGCAGUGGGGGACGGUGAUCUUGGCAGUGGAAUAAAACGUGCCGCCCUCAAGGUACUUGAACUAUUACCGUACCUCCCUUGGGAAGAGGAUGUCGGCAAGACCUUUUCGCUCCUUGCAGAAGCGGUAGCCGAUGCCUGUGGUGGGACGUCAGGACCACUCUGUGGUGCAUUUCUUCUUGGUAUUGGUACGGCUGUUAGUGAGGAAAUGAAGAAAGGCGAGGUUCACGCGGUAGAACUCAUUCGAAAGGGUCUGAAAGGUGGUAGUGCGAGUGUACAACGUUUAGGACGGGCCAAGAGGGGAGAUCGUACGAUGGUUGAUGUCCUGGAGGAAAUUAAUAUGAGUCCUGCCGUCACUUCUGCUACCUCUUUGCAAGAUUUGGCGGUUGCCUGUGUUGAAGCCGCAAAAAAGGGAGCAGCUGCGACCGCACAGUUACCGGCAAAACACGGACGAAGUCGGUAUAUGCAAGGAAAAGAAAUUGGUCGCCAGGACCCUGGGGCUGAACUUGUCGUGCUGUGGGUCGAGUCCGCCGCUGAUGUUUUACUUUCCAAAAAAUAA